AUGGCAUCCCUUGAAACAAUUUACCUGGAAAGCAACCCUUGUCAGCAGGCUGAAGGUACAGGUUACAGACGGAGGAUAAUGCUGACACUUCCUCAGGUUAAGCAAAUUGAUGCCACGUUAGUAAUAUUCGCUUUCAAUUUAUCUCUAGAGUAUUUGGCUGACCUAGUCUGUAGUUUUGCGAGGUCUUCAUGA
This is a messenger RNA of Suillus subaureus, 192 nucleotides long. RefSeq lists its product as uncharacterized. The transcript has a single exon. The record is from RefSeq and is a predicted model, not a curated record. Bases 1 to 192 code for a protein of 63 amino acids. Lineage: Eukaryota; Fungi; Basidiomycota; Agaricomycetes; Boletales; Suillaceae.